AGAUACAAUAUUCAUAAACUCUGCACUCUGCACAAAACUCAAUCAUCAGAGCUAACAACAACAAUGGGAGAGGUAGACCCUGCUUUCAUCCAAGACCCACAACACAGACCAAAGUUGAAUACUAUCCAAGCUGAAGAAAUUCCAGUGAUAGAUCUCUCCCCGAUAACCCACGACUCAGUUUCAGAUCCAUCUUCCAUUGAAGGGUUAGUGAAGGAGAUAGGAAGUGCAUGCAAGGAAUGGGGUUUCUUCCAAGUAAUCAACCAUGGGGUUCCCAUCACUCUCAGACAAAACAUUGAGCAAGGUUCAAGGAUGUUCUUUGGUCAGACUCUGGAGGAGAAGAGGAAGGUUAGAAGAAAUGAGUUUUCUCCAUAUGGUUACUAUGACACAGAACACACCAAAAACGUUAGGGACUGGAAAGAAGUGUUUGAUUUUCAAGUCAAAGACCCCACUUUCAUUCCUGUCACUUCUGAUGAACAUGACGAUCGAAUCACUCACUGGACUAAUCAAUCCCCUCAGUACCCACCAAACUUUAGGGAUAUAAUCGAAGAGUACAUCGAAGAGAUGGAAAAGUUGUCCUUUAGGUUGAUGGAGCUCAUUGCUCUGAGCUUAGGCCUUGAGGCAAAGAGGUUUGAAGAGUUUUUCAUGAAAGAUCAAACCAGUUUUAUUCGUCUGAACCACUAUCCUCCAUGCCCUUGUCCUCACCUAGCCCUUGGUGUUGGUCGGCAUAAGGACGCUGGAGCCUUGACCCUUCUUGCACAGGAUGAGGUUGGUGGACUUCAAGUCAAACGCAAAGCAGAUCAAGAGUGGGUUCGAGUGAAACCUACCCCAGAUGCAUACAUAAUCAAUGUUGGUGAUAUCAUUCAGGUUUGGAGCAAUGACUUGUAUGAGAGUGUGGAACACAGAGUGAUGGUUAACUCUGAGAAAGAAAGGUUUUCCAUUCCAUUUUUCUUCUUCCCUGCACACGACACCGAAGUGAAGCCUUUGGAGGAAUUGACUGAUGAGAAAAACCCUCCAAAAUAUAGGCCAUACAAAUGGGGCAAGUUUCUUGUUCGUAGAAAGGGAAGCAAUUUCAAGAAACAAAAUGUGGAGAACAUUCAGAUUUAUCACUAUAAGAUAACUUGAAGGAUAACAAAAUAUCUUAUCCGAGGCCCUGGAAUGUUUCUGAUUUUCUGCACUCUGAUCUUAUUAUGCAGUAAACAGAACUAGUGAAUGUUAUGUGUGGAAGGAGCAUAUAAUAAAAGAAAAAUAUUGAAAUUGCAUGGA
This is a messenger RNA of Vigna unguiculata (cowpea), 1263 nucleotides long. RefSeq names its product fe(II)/2-oxoglutarate-dependent dioxygenase 4-like. The record is from RefSeq and is a predicted model, not a curated record. Lineage: Eukaryota; Viridiplantae; Streptophyta; Magnoliopsida; Fabales; Fabaceae.